Messenger RNA from Octodon degus (degu), 2614 nucleotides. RefSeq names its product carboxylesterase 3 (gene Ces3). The coding region runs from base 111 to 1856 and encodes 581 amino acids. The record is from RefSeq and is a predicted model, not a curated record. NCBI's taxonomy places the organism in Eukaryota, Metazoa, Chordata, Mammalia, Rodentia, Octodontidae. The transcript has 14 exons.
CACUUUCAAGUUCCUCGUCUCUGAAAUAUGAUCUUUGCCUCCUGCAUGCAUUUCUACUACCCACUUCCAGAGCUGAGUUGAUCCUGGUGUCAGGCCUUUGAAUCUCCAAAAUGCUUCUAUCCACAGUCAGCAGUGAGGAGCAGAGGACAGUGGUCAAAGCUGGGUCUGGUGUCCUGGUCUGGGUAGCCUGUCUGCUCUUGGCAUUUCCUUCCACAGCCCCUGAGCCACAAACUUCUCAGCCUGAAGUGGACACCCCUCUGGGUUAUGUGCAAGGCCGGCAGGUGGGCGUGAAAGGCACAGACCGCCUUGUGAAUGUCUUCCUGGGCAUCCCAUUUGCACAGCCACCACUGGGGCCUCUCAGGUUCUCUGCCCCACUGCCAGCACAGCCCUGGGAAGGUGUACGGUAUGCCAGCACUGAUCCCCCGAUGUGCAUGCAAGACAUAGAGAGAAUGAACAAUAGCAGAUUCUCAGUCAAUGGAAAACAUAAAAUCUUCUCUAUUUCUGAGGACUGCCUGGUCCUCAACAUUUACAGCCCAGCUGAGGCUACUGAAAAGGCCAGAAAGCCGGUCAUGGUGUGGAUCCAUGGAGGCUCACUGAUGGUAGGCUCUGCUACCUCCCAGGAUGGAUCAGCCCUGGCUGCCUAUGAAGAUGUGGUAGUGGUCACAGUUCAGUACCGCCUUGGGAUCCUUGGCUUCUUCAGCACUGGGGACAAACAUACACCUGGAAACCAAGGCUUCCUAGAUGUGGUAGCUGCUCUACGGUGGGUGCAGAAGAACAUCACUCCCUUUGGGGGUGAUCCCAACUGUGUCACUAUCUUUGGUGGAUCUUCAGGUGCCAGUAUCGUCUCUGCCCUGGUCCUAUCUCCGAUGGCCACAGGACUGUUCCACAGAGCCAUAGCACAGAGUGGGGUCAUCUCUUCCCCGUUUCUAACUGCAUCUGACUCAUGGCCCAAAGUUCAGAGCCUUGCGGACUCAUUGGCCUGCAGCUACAACUCCCCAUCUGAAGUGGUGCAGUGCCUUCAGCAGAAAGAAGCACAGGAGCUGAUCCUUAGCAAAGAAUCGAAAAUGGUAAUCCCUUCCUACACCAUCGAUGGCUCUUUCUUCCCCAAAAGCCCUGAGGAGCUCCUGAAGGAGAGGAAGUUCCACCCUGUGCCCUUCCUCGUGGGUGUCAAUAAUCACGAGUUUGGAUGGCUCAUCCCCAAGGCCUUGGGUCUGCUGGAUAAAAUGGAGCAGAUGAGCCAAGAACAGAUGUUGGACUUCUUCAAAGCCUCUUUGACCAAUCUGAAUGUGCCCCCUGAGAUGAUGUCCAUGGUUGUAGACCAGUAUCUAGGCAGUGGCUCAGAUGCACAAGCCAGACGUGAAGCUUUCCAAGAACUGGCUGGUGAUAUCAUCUUCAACAUCCCCACUUUGAAUUUCUCAAGAAAUCUCCAAGAUUCUGGGCUCCCUGUUUUUUUGUACGAAUUCCAGCAUGUACCCAGUUCUUUUGCAAAGAUCAAGCCACCCUGGGUGAAGGCUGACCAUGCAGCUGAGGAAGCAUUCAUGUUUGGGGGUCCUUUCCUCAUGGAUGAAGACACCCUCCUGGCCUUUCCAGAAGCCACAGAAGAGGAGAAGCAGCUGAGCCUCACCAUGAUGGCCCAGUGGGCCUGCUUUGCCCGAACAGGGGACCCCAAUAGCAAGGGGCUACCUUUUUGGCCCCAAUUCAACCAGUUGGAGCAAUAUUUGGAGAUCAGCCUGGUGCCACGGGUCAGACAGAAGCUGAAGGAAGCCCAGAUGCAGUUCUGGACAGAGACACUCCCCAGGAAGAUCCGGCAGUGGCAACAACAGAAGCAAAGCAGGAAGGCCCCAGAGGAGCUCUGAGGCAAGGCCUGGAUCUCCUUAACUAGGGCCUAUGCAACAGGUGGCAGGGUCAUGGGUAGGUGGCCUCCUUUUACUCUUGUUGAGACUUUAGCCUAAAUUUCACUGAUGUUGGCUCAUAUCCCUUCAAGCAUCAACCACAGCAGGACUGGCAUGGUGCUCUUUAGAAAUGUCACCAAGCUUCUUCCCACCUUUAGACCUUUUCACAAGUUCCUGUUUCUCCAUGAAGUACCCUGUCCCCUUUCUUCCUAGAAUGGCCCAGCUUCUUGGUCAAGCUCGCUCCUGGGAAACCUUUUCUACCUUUCCUGUGUCCUGUGUCCCUGAAUAUGUCACCAUUACAAAACAAUUCACACUAGGCUCACACCAUCUCUGUUGGAAUCUUUGUCCUUCACAAAAGAAAAUAUAAAUCAACCUGACCCCACUCCAUCAUUCACACCAAAAUCAGGAUCUGGUAAUAUCUGGACAGAGCAUAAUCCUAUAGGCCCACACUCACAUGGCCUUUACCAGAUAAAGGGCUGGCCCUUGAGAUAGUGAGUUCAAGUUCCCAGCCUUAAUAGGCUCCUCCUUCUCUUCCUAGCUAGGGAACCCCACCUGUGGGAGAGCUCAGCACAGCCCACAGAGCUCUCACCAGAUACAAUAGUACAGGGUCAGGGGAGGGUGACCAGGCUCCUAGCCUUCCCAGCCUCCCACACCUUCAACUAUGCCUUGAUUUCUCAGCACUACCAUUGUACAGAGACCCAGCAGACAAGUGCCAAUGCUUG